Messenger RNA from Drosophila grimshawi, 1383 nucleotides. RefSeq lists its product as uncharacterized. Bases 49 to 1332 code for a protein of 427 amino acids. The record is from RefSeq and is a predicted model, not a curated record. The transcript is spliced from 2 exons. NCBI's taxonomy places the organism in Eukaryota, Metazoa, Arthropoda, Insecta, Diptera, Drosophilidae.
UAUAAUAAUAAUAAGGGUGGAAAAGAAAGCAAAUCCGCAGCCCCUUUAAUGGGGGAUGCCAGAAAGGCAGACGUGAAAGAUACCAACAUGGAAGAGCGAGCUGUCUUGGCAAAUAUAGCCACAAUUAUUACAAAGGAUCUGCUCAUCGAUGAGCCUUCCAGUCGCAGCAGCAAUGCCAGCUUCUUUUCCACCAAUUAUCCGCUGCUCGAAGCCAGUGACGAUGAGGCGGAAAUCUUUGCGCUAAUGCAGCAAAAACGAGUACCGGCCAAGGGAAAACUGAAGCGGUCACAUUUCGUGGAGCCUGCAAUGGCGGCAAGAGCAUCUAGCAAAGUGGCAAAAUUGGAGUGGAAAUACUCUGAGCUGAAUUUGUUGCAUCGCUAUGUGGAUGCACAGUUCGAAUCCUAUUUGCAUAUGCGUAAACUGACCUAUCUGAAAAUCCAGCAGUCGCUGGAGGGGAUGCUGCUGCGGCAUGCUGUGCCCGGCUCGCCAGCGCCGCAGACAACUUUCUCGCUGGCCUUGUGGAAACUGGCAACGGACGAGCAUUUCGAGGAGAUUGCGCGCAAGUUUCAGUUUCCCUGGUCGCUGUGUCAGCAGGUGGUGCGCAGCUUCUGGCACAUUAUCUCGGACAACUACGAGAGCUUCAUCAAGUGGCCCAACUCCUUGGAGGCACAACAGAACACAUUGCAAGGCUUUCAGAGUGUGCCGCAGCUGAGUUGCUUCCACGAACUGUUCGGCAUCAUAUCCCUGAAGCGCCUGGACAUCUUCCUGGAGUGUGAGCAUGCUGAGGUGGCCGUAGUACUACAGCUAAUUUGCAAUGCGGAGCGCAAGAUCAUCGACUGCUAUGUGGAGCUGGAGCAGGAGUACAGCUUCGAGGAGUCGCCCAUUGGACAAACAUUGGCACUAAAUCCGCGCACGAUGCCAGCAGGCAGCUAUCUGAUUGGCAGCAACAGUUUUCCACUGAAAUCUUACCUGGUGCGACCCAUUGAGGCCGAGUGCUUUCGAAAGGACAUCGUCUUCAAUGGCCUGCUGGAGCCGGCAUUCCAACUGGCCGACAAUGUUAAUGACACUUUGGCGCGUCGCUUUCACACUUUGUAUGCGUUGGAGGCGCGGGACUUGAAUGAGGUGCGGCUUGUUGUGGAAAGCAUUUGUGCGUUGCACAAUCUAUGUGUGGAUUUCCUCGACAAUUACCUUGGAACGGAUGUGAGUGAUCAGAAUAAAUUCAACUGGGGCGGAGAGCUGCCAGUGCGUCGAGGUAGCGAGAAGGAUAUAAAAGGACUUCGUCGACGGAUGGAACUGCUCGAUGCAUUGGUCAAAACUGAUGAUGGGGAAUAGAAUUAAGUAUAUGUAUACUUUAAAUAAAAAGAUGUAAUAAAUAAAAGCAUG